AUGAAUCCGGCUCUGAGGCUGGUCUUGCGCCAGAGAUCGGCUGCUGCUGCUGCUGCUGCUGUUCCGCGCAUCGCAGCUGUGCGACAGGCGAGAAGCUAUGCGACGAAACAGCCAAGUCCAGUGGCACAGUUCUACAAGACGUUUACCCGCCCGAUAGGCAAAGUCCUCGUCCUCGCCGUCUUCACAUACCAGGUCGCAUACUGGACCUGGACGAAACUCGAGGCCGAUGAGCACAUCGCGGAAGCUGACGGUGAGCGAGAAUGA
Trichoderma aggressivum f. europaeum is the source of this 264-nucleotide messenger RNA. RefSeq lists its product as uncharacterized. Lineage: Eukaryota; Fungi; Ascomycota; Sordariomycetes; Hypocreales; Hypocreaceae. Bases 1 to 264 code for a protein of 87 amino acids. The transcript has 2 exons. The record is from RefSeq and is a predicted model, not a curated record.